GAGGGAAAAUAUCUUGGUCGUCAUUGUUGUUCUAUUGUUGCUAUUGGAUUCCACAUUCUAUGUUGCUUGUUGGUCUCAAUAAUAUGGUUGAUGGAUUACCUACUAAUCUAGGAUGUAUUUAUACACAUGUUAGACCUUGUGCUUAUGUAGAUUGAGUUUGGAUUUUGCCAAAAGAAUAUUAGUAAGAUAAGGUAGAGAUGAUGUGGUAUCUAGUUGGCUUUGGCAUUUAGUGACAACUUUGUUGUGUUAUAACUUAUAUGUAAGAAAGACAAUCUCUAUAUAAUAAAAUAAAUAGGUGGUCUUUUCCUUAGGGUAUUUUCCAAAUACAUGGGUGAGAAUGGCGUGAUCCAUUUACCUUUACACAUGUGUAACAUUAGCCACAUAGGUGAUGCUUGGUUGGGCUAUUUUGCACUAGGAAAAAAUAUUUGAUGGUAGUAUUCACCAAUGUUAACUUCAGUUUAGUUAAGUUGUGCAAUAAUCAGUUGAAAGAGUCACAUGAUCCCCGUUGUUAGAAAUUUAGGCACAUUUAGUAGCAUAUUAAUCUAGAAAAUUGAUACUAAAUAAUUGGUGUCAAUAGAAAGGUGCACAUGUGAUUUGAAUAUAAUGAAUAUGAACAAAAUAAAUAGUAACAUAGUUUUCAGCCCUAACACCUUUAUGAACACAAAUCUUUACUUGAACUUUGUUCUUUAAGUCUUAGUUUUUUCAAGGUAAUAGUUUAAUUAAAGGUUCUUAGAUGUUUGUUGCAUUCAGAUGGUAGCCACCGUUGUUAUGGUUGAAAGGGAAAUGUGCCUUUGGGCAAUUUCUAUUAUGUUUUGGUGAUUAAGUGUCCAACACAUUUAAAUAAGCUCUCAUGUGCUAAACAAAGAGAGAAGUGAUAAUCAAGGCAAAGGUAUGGUUCUAGACUUAGUACAUUGGUUUUUCUGUGUACUAAUAUAUUUGUCUAAGUGCUAGAAUCAGAGAAAAGAGAGCAAGAAAAGGACUUGGCUGGAACAACCAAGACUCGGCUCGGUCUGGCACACCGGACUGUCCGAUGGUGCACCAGAUAGUGUUCGGUGCGCCAGGCUAGACUCCAGCGAACAGGACACUCUCGGGAAACUUUGGCGGCAUACGGCUAUUAUUCACCAGACUGUCCGGUGGUGCACCAGACUGUCCAGUGAGCCAACGGCCGCCAGCGCAACGGUCGGCCGCGCAAUCUGCAGGCGACGAGUGGCUCAUGCCAACGGUCGGCUGGGGGCACCGGACUGUCCGGUGUGCACCGGACAGUGUCCGGUGCGGCAACCAGCCCGGAGUUGCAACGGUCGACUACGCCCGAAAAGGAAACAGAUCCGCACCGGACCGUCUACAGUGGAUGUCCGGUGGUGCACCGGACUGUCCGGUGCGCCACCCGACAGAUGGCAAGGAUAGCCUUCCUUGUUGGCUUCCAACGGCUCCUAGCUGCCUUGGGGCUAUAAAGAGGACCCCUAGGCGCAUGGAGGAGUCACCCAAGCAUACUUUGAGCAUUCUAAGUCUUCCACACUCCGUCUCCGCGCACUUGAUCAACCGUGUUAGUGAUUUGAGCUCCAUUCUUGUAGUGAACUCGUUGUGCUUCAUUUUGAGCUCAAGUCUUGGCUUGCGUGCGUGUGUAUUGCUGCGAAUUUGUGUGUGUUGCUUCCCACCCUUACUCUUGUGCUUUCACCGUGAUCUUUAUUGUAAGGGCGAGAGACUCCAACUUGUGGAGAUUCCUCGCGAAUGGGAAAAGAGAUAAGCAAAGAAUACCGUGGUAUUCAAGUUGAUCAUUUGAUCACUUGAAAGGGGCUGAGUGCAACCCUCGUCCAUUGGGACGCCCCAACGUGGAGUAGGCAAGUGUUAUACUUGGCCGAACCACGGGAUAAACUCGUGUGUCUUUUGUGAUUGUUUUUUUGUGAUACUUUUGUUAGCAAGAGCUCGCUACUUAGCCAUACUAACACUUAACCAAGUUUUGUGGCUAUUAGUUGUUGAAUUUUAUAGGAUCACCUAUUCACCCCCCCUCUAGGUGCUCUCAAUUGGUAUCAGUGUCGUACUCUUCACGAAAGGGACUAAUCGCCCGGAGAGAUGGAUCCUAAGGGAAAGGGGAUGGUGGUCAACGACAAGGAGUCCUUCCUCAACGAGCCCAAAGACGACAAGCCCACGAACUUUGGCUCGAGUCACAAGAAGAAGGACGGGAAGAAGAAGAGGCGCAUCAAGAAGAUCGUCUACUACGAAAGCGACGAAUCUUCUUCUUCACCAAGAGACGACGACGACGAGAAAAAGAAACCGGUUAAUUCAAAUUUUUCAUUUGAUUAUUCUCGUAUGCCUUUCAAUUCCAAUGCUCAUUUGCUUUCAAUUCCUCUUGGUAAACCUCCACACUUUGAUGGAGAGGACUACUCUUUUUGGAGUCACAAAAUGCGUAGUCACUUAUUUUCUCUCCAUCCUAGUAUUUGGGAGAUAGUUGAAAGUCGAAUGCAAUUUGAUAGUAACGAUAACCCUGUAUUUAUCAAUGAGCAAAUUCAUAAGAAUGCACAAGCUAGCACUAUUUUGCUAGCAUCCUUGUGCAGGGACGAGUACAACAAGGUGAGCGGCUUGGACAACGCCAAGCAAAUAUGGGAUACCCUCAAGAUUUCUCAUGAGGGUAAUGAUGCCACCAUGAUAACCAAGAUGGAGUUGGUGGAAGGCGAGCUGGGAAGGUUCGCCAUGAUCAGGGGAGAGGAGCCAACUCAAACAUACAACCGGCUCAAGACCCUGGUCAACAAGAUUAGGAGUUAUGGAAGCACGAGAUGGACGGACCACGACGUCGUCCGACUUAUGCUAAGGUCAUUCACGGUAAUAGACCCUCAUCUUGUUAACCUUAUUCGUGAGAAUCCCAGGUACACCAAGAUGACACCCGAAGAGAUCCUUGGAAAAUUUGUGAGCGGGCGUAUGAUGGUGAAGGAGGCGUGAUAUGUGGACGACGCUCUAAACGGUCCACUCCCCGUCCACGAGCCUCAAACUAUUGCCCUCAAGGCAACCAACAGCAGGGAGGCACUACCAAGCAAGGUGGCACAAGUUGAGGCGGCCGGGCUAAACGAAGAUGAGAUGGCUCUCAUCAUCAAGCGCUUCAAGACCGCAUUAAAAGGACGCAAGGAGUACCCCAACAAGAAUAAAGCAAGGGGAAAGUGCUCCUGCUUCAAAUGCGGUAAGUCUGGUCACUUUAUAGCAAAUUGUCUCGAUAAUACUAGUGACCAGGAACAAGGAAAGGGCGGGAAGAAGGAGAAGAAAAAGAGCUAUAGGAAGGCAAAGGGCGAGGCACACAUCGAAAAGGAAUGGGACUCGGACUGCUCUUCUUCCGACUCCGACGACGAAGGACUCGCUGCCUCAGCCUUCAACAAGUCCUCUCUAUUCCCCAACGAACGCCACACCUGCCUCAUGGCAAAGGACAAAAAGGUAAGCGUUCGAGAAACCUUUAAGUAUACUACUUCAAGCGAUGAUGAUUCUAGUGAUGAUGAAGUAGAUUACUCUAGUCUAUUUAAAGGAUUAGAUAGAGCUAAAGUAGAAAAGAUUAAUGAACUAACCGAUGCUUUAAAUGAAAAAGAUAGACUUUUAGAGAAGCAAGA
Molecule: messenger RNA, 3587 nt
Organism: Zea mays
Lineage: Eukaryota; Viridiplantae; Streptophyta; Magnoliopsida; Poales; Poaceae
Exons: 1
Coding region: 2071-2934 (287 amino acids)
Source: RefSeq, a predicted model, not a curated record